Molecule: messenger RNA, 3733 nt
Organism: Papilio polytes (common Mormon)
Lineage: Eukaryota; Metazoa; Arthropoda; Insecta; Lepidoptera; Papilionidae
Gene: Mvb12
Exons: 6
Coding region: 345-1388 (347 amino acids)
Biological process (GO): viral budding; endosome to lysosome transport via multivesicular body sorting pathway; receptor catabolic process
Cellular component (GO): cytosol; ESCRT I complex
Source: RefSeq, a predicted model, not a curated record
GAGCCAAAGAAGCAAUUGUUUUAAUUAAUAGUAGCUGCGCUCGGAGAACAGUUAGUGUAUGCGACCGAGUGUGCUCUGUUCUCCCAAUUUACAGCAUGGAAUUUUGCCAAGUCGGUCGCCGGUGUCGUAAUUUUACGAGUUAUCUCUCUUUGAGAUGUUAGGAAAUGUGUGUAAUUCUAUGUUAAAAGUGUAAUAAUUUUCAGAGUGAUUUGCUUGUGCUAUUUACUCCCAAACAUCCUUUAGUGUUUCCAUUGUUGGUUUACAUUUCCACAUUCAUUACAUUUGUGGUGCUACUCUGAAGACUGAUACAGCAUUAACAAGUGUAAUAUGAGAAUGAGGUGAAGAUGUCCAAGGUGCUGUCAGCGCUAGGUGGCGCGCUGCCCGACGAGCGGCCGCUGCUCUCCCUGCAGAUAGUGGAGAGCGUCGCCAAGUGUCCCACGGGAUACUGGCCAGUCAGUAGAACGUAUGAUGAAGAUGCUGAUGCAGGUCUUCUACGCCAGAAUGGACUGUUCGGCAAGAAACCCAGUCACUACAUCUGUCUGUCCAAAUCUGAAGGUGUGCCAGGGUACGUGAUGGACGGCGUGCUGGUAGUGGGUGAGCGCGAGGCGGCGCCGGCGGGAUACAGUGUGGCGGGGCGCGCAGGCAAGCGGCGGCUUUGCACACGCGUGUCUCGCCACGCCGCCGCGCACCACGCACACCAUGCGCCACCCGUUACCGACGUCAUCGUCUGCUCCAAGAUGAGACAGGCGCCGCGAGGCUUCCUACUCGCUGGUGAGAUGAAUGGCAAGAUGGUGUGCUACAAGGUGUGCGGCGGCAGCGCGGACACCUCCCCAACCGGACCUAAUGACUACGAGAAUAUCGUCACUAACCUCACGCCAGACGCCAACAGGAGAUUACGUCCAGCUCCCGAACGUCCUCCCAAAUUGUCACCGCUAAUCAACGAACUCAACAAUUUAAAUCUAAAAUCUCCUAACGCGAGUAUCGAUGAAUUAAAAACUGACCACGACUAUGAAGCCUUAAGUCCAUCGUACAACGUGAAGCCAGCCAGGCCCGCCCCCCUCCAGCCCCCGAUCCCGCCGCCGUUGCAGCCCCCGCGCGCCAUGUCGCCGCAACAGGCCGCGAGGGCGAAGUCCCCGGUGGGCAGCCCCGGGCCCACCUCGCCCGCGGCUGUGGGCCGCCGGAAAGGCCCCGCGCCCUUGCCCAGGACCUCAAACUACCAGACCUUAGGGGGAUAUAACGGAAUGGAGGGCGUACCGUUUGUACUGAAUCCGAAGCUCAGAGGACUACCUAGUGAUGAAUUGACUCAGUUGCCAGUUAUAAAAAAGCGAACUCGUUUUGAGCUCGACCGUGACUACAGCUACAGUUUCGCUGUGGAGAGACAGACGUGAGAUAUGUCGUCACCAAACCUUCAUCCACAGUAAUAGUUGGUUGUAAAACCUAAUUCUUUCUUCUUAGAUUGUAUUAGAAUUUAAGUAGGAAACGAAUCGGUACUACUUUUCUGUUUCUGACGUUUUUCAAUUAAUGAAAUGAUUUCUAUCCACUUUAGAUUUUGACUUUUGUUUUUUUAAAAGAUUCAAAUUGACAAGUUGCCAUUACAAUGUAAUUAAUUUAUUUUUAUUUCGUGUACAAAUUAAAGUUAGAUGGUAUUCCAAUUUAUUAUAUAACCUAAUUAUUUAAAGAACUAAAGAUUGAUAGGUUUUUGGAUAUUCCUUAAUUAUGGAAAUUUUGAUUCAAUUAAUUUUUAGGUUACAAGUUAAUUGUGAAUUUUCAAGUAAUGAAAUUAUGUAUGUGCGUCGUAAUUUUUUGUUAAAUGUAUUUUGCCAUAUUGAGAAAACUAAAUGUGAGAUUAUCAAUAAUUUUAUAUUAAGUUCUAAUUUUAUAUUUUAACUCUAAAAUUGCAAUUAGAAUUUUUUUAAGUAACGUUAGCAUAUCGUUUUGUAACAAUAAAUGACUGAGGAAGUGUUGUACUUGUAGUGUUGGCUUCCAUAGACGAUGUAUUCAUAACAUGCAAUAUUGUUGUUUCCCUCAUUCUGUCUUGUAAAAGUGAGAUAACAAUAUCUAUUGUUUGCAUAUCUCCAAUGGAAGCCUACUGUUGAUGGGUCACGUGUAAGACUGAUACACGAAUUAUAUGUGAAAGAGAUGGAAUAAUGGGAAGUGUGAAGUGUGAAAGAGAAGGAAUUAAUCUAAUAUUUCUUAUUAGAAUAUUUGGAUAGGUUACUUUAUUCGUAACUAAAUAAAAAUGGGACCUUAUUUUUUGUUUAAUUGACUAUUGCUUUGUGAAAUGGCGAUGUAUUUUGCAACAAAUGCAAUUAAUUUAGUCUUUUCUUUGUGAAAAUAAAUUGAUAUAUCUUUUUGUUAUUGAGAAGAUGUUUCUUAAUAUAUGAUUUUAUAGAUGCAAGUAAACGGAUUUUUACAAAUUCUGAUGUAUGUCAAAUAUCUUUUCUUUAAUGGUAAUUUUUUAAAUGUAGUUUUAAAUUGUGCUGCCAAUUUUACAAUUCUAUUGUCAAUUAUUUUUACACUUUUAAAUUUGUAUACGUCUUAUUGCUAUACAUAUAUUGUUUGUGCCAAUGCAAGUACAAGUUUGUAAAAGUUACCGGACAUUUUGUCUGUUUUACAACUAGUCGAAUGAAGAUCAAAUUUUAAUUGUCAUUUUUCACUGUCGCAAAACCCAUAUUGUUUUUUUUUUCAGGGUGUUUUUUUACAAUCAUAAUUAUAUAUAAUUGUCCAACAAAUAAAGGCUGAAUAUCAAAUUUGUGAAAUCAUCUCAUUAUUUUUUUUUGAUGCGUACAGUGUUGAUGUCGCAAACAUUUUUUUCUUUUUUUUUUUUUAUAAGCAAUUUUGCUUAUGCUGACAGAUAAUGCCACAUGGUAAUAAAUAAUAUUGAUUUAAAUGGAUUUUUAAAGUUAUUUUCGUCUUGAGAUGAGCUUAUAAAUAUCACUGCUCAAAUGUUUUUUCACCUUUUACCUAAUUUAAGAUAUUUGAGUGUGAUAUAAUCAUAAAUAUUGAAAAACUGAUUUAGCACAUGUAUUUGCAAAAAAGUUUAGUGUUUUUGUCGUUGGCUUUCUCGCACAAAUUAUGAGUCAACGUUCAAAGGUGUUCUACUAUCCUAAGAUUUUUUAUAAUAUAAACAGUUGUUUUUUGUAAAUUUCAACAUUUUGUUUAGGUUUUCAAUUCAUAUUAGCAUUGAAUAGCAAAUAUCUGAAAGAAAAUCGCAGAAUAAUUGCCGUAAUAGUUUAUUUAAGACAAAUAUUGUAUAUUACGUUAUCUAUCUUUAAGUUUUAUAAUGACCGCCAUUUUUAUGUGUCUGAAGUUUCGGAAUUUUGUACGUGACAGUGAGAGCGAGACAACACAUAGACCGAUAAGUGCUAGAAAGGGACAGGAUGAUGUUUGAAGUGUCAAUAAUGGAUUUGACUAACUUCAGACCUGUGAAUAAAUUUGGUGGAUACUGUACACAUUACCUACUAGCAAUAAUUUUGUUUGGAAUGCACGAUACAAACUGUUAUACUGACUUGCGUUUAUAUAUUAUACGUUAAUUUUAUUGUUAACUAGCUAAAUUAGUUAUAUAAAACCUCGACUCGCAGUAAUGUUGCGUUCAAGUGUGUUUGAGUCACUCGCAAUGUAAAUAUGUUUAAUGCAAUUAGUAAAUACGCUUUUUUACAUAUUAGAUACAUUCGUAUCCCGUAAUUAUUAUUGUUUAGAAAUAUGAAGGCAGAAUAAAUUUAAAUUAUUGACA